GUAUAUAUUUAGAGUGUAUAGCGAACGUGUGAGGCGGGCUGAAUGCUUGCACUGGCAAGCGGUCGGGAUAAUUCAUAAUCGACAUACGGUCGACACAACCUGAGCGAACGCGCCAUCAGGCAGCAGCACAGUCGUGGUACAGCAGUGCAGUAGUGAAGUAGAGCAUCAGCACAGCAGUGAAGUACAGUACCGUAGCAGUAGCAGUAGCAGCGUCCUCUAUCUUCGAUAUUACAGGUAUUACACAAUUAUUACUAUUCUUAUUAUUCCUUCCACGCGGAAAUGCACAUUGGCGAUCCUGCCAGUGCACUUUUAGUGCUUAAUUGAACCUAUAAUCUCAGGGAAAAGAUCCAAAAUCCGAUAAUCUGUUAAAAAAGUUACUCUACGCACCAUUCUCUAACGUUUGUCCACCUUUCUUCAGUUAUUGGUUGAAAUUUUCCUUUUUCGCAAACUUUUCUAUAAAAUUCUUCAUAAAAAAUAUUCGGUUCCUAAGCGGCGUAACGGGAUGCCCACAAAAAUUCAACCUUGUUUCAAAAAGUCCUCGGAUGUCCGCUAAUUCAACCUUAUUUCAAAGUGAAAGUCCUUGGCAUGACCGGAUGACCGUAAAUUUUGUCCUCAAGUGGAACAAUGUCCAGAACAGUCCUAGGCGUGACGGGAUGUCCGCAAACUUUGUCCUCAAAUGGAAUAAUGUCCAGAAAAGUCCUUGGCGUGACGGGAUGUCCGCAAACUUUGUCCUUGAACAACGUUCGUAAAAGUCCUCGGCGUGACGGGAUGUCCGCAAACUUUACCCUCAAAUAGAACCACGUCUAAAAAAGUCCUAGGCAUGACGGGUGUCCGCAAACUUUGUCCUCAAAUGGAAUAAUGUCCAGAAAAGUCCUUGGCGUGACGGGAUGUCCGCAAACUUUGCCCUUGAACAACGUUCGUAAAAGUCCUCGGCGUGACGGGAUGUCCGCAAACUUUACCCUCAAAUAGAACCACGUCCAAAAAAGUCCUAGGCGUGACGGGUGUCCGCAAACUUUGUCCUCAAAUGGAAUAAUGUCCAGAAAAGUCCUUGGCGUGACGGGAUGUCCGCAAACUUUGUCCUUGAACAACGUUCGUAAAAGUCCUCGGCGUGACGGGAUGUCCGCAAACUUUGCCCUCAAAUAGAACCACGUCCAAAAAAAAGUCCUAGGCGUGACGGGAUGUCCGCAAACUUUGUCCUUGAACAAUGUCCAAAAAGUCCUCGGCGUGACCGAAUGUCUGCAAACUGUGCCCUAAAAUGGGAAAAUGUUUAGGAAAGUCCAAAGCGUCAAGUGUUUCCUCAAAUUUAUCUGUGGUACCAAAGGUCGUACCAUCUCGUACACUAGGAAAAUGUACAAAAACAAAAUAACUGUUUUUGAGCUAGCAAGAACUAAUGAAACUGGGAAAAUAUAUGACUAAGUUAGCCUAUUUGUCGGUCGUAUUUAUUUCAGAUCGAAAAGUGACUCGAUAUAGAGCAUAAUGUCCAGUAAUGGCAGAUAUGUCAGAGCCCCGAAGUAUUUUAACGAAGAAGUCAGUGAAGACGAGUGUGAAUCGGUUCUUCCAGAAGAGGUCACUUCGUUAAGCGACCGAGGCAACGAUUCUUCUGAUGAGAACUGCGAUUCCGACAUCCCAAGCGACCCCGUGCCUGCAGCCGGCUGGUCAUCACAGGACCAGGACGACGACGAACCUUUUGUUAACCAGGAUACCACAUACAGCGAGACCAAUAGGCCUUCCGGACGCUCAGAAAAUGGAAAAAUUCCAUCGGACACCGAUGAGCGCUUCAGGCGGAUGGAAAGCGUACUCGCGAAUAUUACCGAGACACUUCACUCGAUGAAUACAAUGCGUCCUAUCCCCGUAGCCGACCAGGACUGGUGUACCCCAAGCACCUCACAUGAUGUUACCUUGCCGACCGUGCGCUGGGACAACAUCAAACCCUUUCCAGCUGGGGUUCCUGCGAACAAAAUGUGGGAAGAAUGGAACAGGUACAUAGAGAACUUCGAAAUUGCAGCAUCGCUCAGUAAUGCUAAUGAUCCAGUACGAAGAUCACAACUGCUAUUCCUUUCGAUUGGAGAUGAGUUGCAAAACAUCGUUAGAGCAGCUAAGCUGAGACCGAGCUUGAACGACGCGAACUGUUAUCGACAAUUUGUUGCCAACAUCAGAAACCAUUUCCAGGCUAUGACGGAUUCAGCAGCCGAACAUGAAGCCUUUUCCAACAUGCGCCAAGACAAAAACGAAUCCUCAAUCGCAUUCCACGCGCGCUUAACAGCGAAGGUUCGACUCUGCGGGUAUAGUCCUACGGAUCAGGAUAGAUUCGUAAGGGCACAGCUGUUGAAAGGUUUGAGAAAUAAGGAACUAGUGAAGGCGGCAAGAACAUAUGGACACGACACUAACUACAUAGUGCAGGCGGCUACGCGUGAUGAAGCAUACGAGGCAGAGGUUGCAACCCAAUCGGGAAGCUUGGACUCAUAUUCGGUCAAUCGCGUUCAAAGACAGACCGCAAGACAGCCACCACACCGCGACACCUUCAGGAAACGCCCUGGGUCAGGAAGUUUGUUGGACCGAUCUCAACCGAAACGUUUUCGGGGAAAUCAGCAAGCUCCGCGAGCUGACUUGCAGGACCGUGGACGGCGUACUCGUUGUCGGCGAUGCAAUGGGGUGCCGCAUUCCAACUUUACUUGUCCAGCGUUGACCAGAAAUUGCAAUUCGUGUGGAGAGCGUGGGCAUUACGCAGCCGCAUGUCGUCAGACGCGUAUUCGGCAAGUUCAGGUCAAGACUAAUGGAUCCCCACCGCGCGAAGACUACGGCGAUCACGAUCAGCAUGUAAACGCACUUUCGCUUGAAGACGUAUUGGUCACCUGUCGUCUAGGCUCAUCAAGUCCGCUCGAAAUGCUCGUUGAUUCUGGUGCGGAUAUAAACGUGAUUAGUGGAAGGGAUUGGGUUCGCCUGAAACAAGAGCAUAUGUCAGGUAAAGCGCAUCUGAGCAUAAUUAAAAAUCGUAACACAAAGAACAUCCACGCAUAUGGAACACGAACUCCUUUGGCAGUGGAGUGCUCGUUUGAGGCUGAAAUCACUGCUCCGAAGCACUACGCACCACCUAUUCAGGCAGUUUUCCAUGUAGUUCGUGACGGGUCACGAUCACUGCUUGGUCGUUCAACAGCCAGUGACAUGGGAAUCCUGCAUGUUACAACCCCGGCGAGAAACACAGUCAGCAACAUCGAAAGUGAUUGUAAGGCAGGCAUAUUCCCAAAAAUGCCGGGAGUCAAGGUGAGAUUCAGCGUGAAUAGGGAUGUACCGCCAGUUAAAAAUGCGUAUUACAACGUCCCGGCGGCUUUCCGGCAAGCAGCGAAAGUUCGACUUGAAGAAAUGGAAGCUCAGGGCAUCAUCGAAAAAGUUACCACUGCUCCAAACUGGAUCAGUGGAAUGUCUGCCGUCGCCAAGGGGAAGAACGACUUCCGGCUGGUGGUGAACAUGCGGGCCCCCAAUAGAGCAAUAAAUCGAGAGUAUUUCCGGCUACCUUUGCUCGAGGAAAUGAAGGUGAAACUCCACGGAGCGAGAUAUUUUACCAAGCUCGACUUAAGUAAUGCAUUCUACCAUCUGGAGUUACAUCACGAAUGUCGCGAUCUUACUACGUUCCUCACAGAGGUAUGUAAAGGUUAUGGUGAAUUGCCUAAAUUGUGUUAUUUUAACCAUGUACUUACUAUUGUCUAGGUAUGUAUCGGUU
Aedes albopictus (Asian tiger mosquito) is the source of this 3718-nucleotide messenger RNA. RefSeq lists its product as uncharacterized. Gene Ontology annotation, molecular function: zinc ion binding; aspartic-type endopeptidase activity; nucleic acid binding. Lineage: Eukaryota; Metazoa; Arthropoda; Insecta; Diptera; Culicidae. Gene Ontology annotation, biological process: proteolysis. The coding region runs from base 1477 to 3705 and encodes 742 amino acids. The record is from RefSeq and is a predicted model, not a curated record. The transcript has 2 exons.